GUGAAUCCAAACUCAUUAUUCCUUAUUCUUUGGGAAAAUCCUCAAAACUGGCAGAAAUACAUUGAUCUGGUUUCAGUAUCAGCUUUGUAUCCACUGCAAACACAAGGCAAAAUGCUAAGAGCGCUGAUUUUCUUAACAUUGGCCUUGACCGCCGUUACUGCCAUCAAAAGCCCAGAUGUUGAUCCGAAAACAAUCGAUUGGUCAAUCGUCCGAACCCUGCGGGAGACAGACAAGUUCCGCGCCCGAUUCGGAUUAGCUCCGCUAAGCGAUGACGACAUCCGCCAGUCUCGUAUCUCCGGAGGAACUAUCGCCACACCAACGGACAUCCCAUGGGCUGUCGGAGUUCUGAUCCACGGAGGCACCUCGGGACACAGCUUCUGUACCGGUACCCUCAUUUCAGCGCGAUUUGUACUCACUGCUGCCAACUGUGUCCAAGGUGAAACUGACAUUGCCAUCGCGUUGAAUGCGGCAAACAUGGCGAACAUCGGAACGUUGAUCUCCGUGUCCAACGUGCUGGUCCAUCCGAACUUCAGCUGGCUGUUGGGACGUGAUGAUCUAGCCAUUCUAACUCUGAGUCGUGAUGCUCCCGUUGAUGGAACCACGAUCCGUCCGGUUCUGAUGCCACGUCGCUCGGAUGCCAGCUUGUCUUUUGUUGAUUGGUCAGCGACGACGGCCGGUUGGGGUAACACCGGAAACCGCGACAAUGAAGCCAUUCCGACGCAGUUCCUGCAGUUCGCCACGGAUUCCGUCACUUCGAACUUGAUUUGCCAGCUGUCGUACACUUGGGUCAGAAGCACCCAUAUCUGCGUGGGAACCGAUAACGGAGGAGCGUGCAAUGGCGACGAAGGUGCCCCAGUUACUGUUCGUGAAGCGAAUCGCAUUUUCCUGAUUGGACUUCACUCGUUCCACUACAGCGGAAUCCGUGGAUGCGAUCGUGGACGAUCGACUGUCAACACGCGUAUCACCGAAUAUCUCGACUGGAUCGCGCAGAACAGCGAUGUCGUGAUUCCGGCCUAAACUGUGAUAUUGUUCGAUUAGUGUGGUUAUGUUCUGAUUAAUGGGUCAAAACAUUUGUUCAAAUACAUAAAAUGCAAAAAUGAUAGUAGUACAGCUACGAUUAAAGAAUAAAAAAUCCUCAAAAAUGA
Aedes aegypti (yellow fever mosquito) is the source of this 1145-nucleotide messenger RNA. RefSeq names its product trypsin. Lineage: Eukaryota; Metazoa; Arthropoda; Insecta; Diptera; Culicidae. Bases 112 to 1017 code for a protein of 301 amino acids. The record is from RefSeq and is a predicted model, not a curated record. The transcript is spliced from 3 exons. Gene Ontology annotation, molecular function: serine-type endopeptidase activity. Gene Ontology annotation, biological process: proteolysis.